Messenger RNA from Pteropus alecto (black flying fox), 309 nucleotides. RefSeq names its product mucin-6. The transcript has a single exon. Gene Ontology annotation, cellular component: extracellular matrix. The record is from RefSeq and is a predicted model, not a curated record. Lineage: Eukaryota; Metazoa; Chordata; Mammalia; Chiroptera; Pteropodidae. Bases 19 to 309 code for a protein of 96 amino acids.
GGCAACGACAACGGAAACAUGAAGGACGACUUCGAGACGCGCAGCACGUACGUGGCGUCCAGCGAGCUGGAGUUCGUGAACUCGUGGAAGGAGAGCCCGCUGUGCGGGGACGCCAGCCUCCUGCUGAGCCCCUGCACCCUCAACGUCUUCCGCCACGCCUGGGCCAUGCGCAAGUGCAACAUCAUCAACAGCCAGACCUUCGCCGCCUGCCACAGCCAGGUGGGCCGCCCGCCCCUGGGGCCCCGGCCCCCCACGGCCAGGUCAGCCCCGGCCCUCGGGCCUGACUGCACGGCCGCCGGCGGGCACUGA